AUUUGCUGUUGUUGGUUGAGUCCGUUGAGUUCUCCCGCAGGCGGCAGGGUUAGCAGCCCCGAUAAAUACGGGCUUGAACGGCGUCGGUAUGGAGCAGUCUCUCGGCUUCGCCGCUUCGCGAUUGAACCAGUGCGUUUGAAUCACGAAUCGGGCGACGGACGUCACUCGGGGAGUUCACUUCUGCAGCUCGCGCGAGUUGCCUGGCGGCGCGUACUGAGUGAGUCCGGGCAGUGGCUUUGAUUUGAAGCGCGUGUCCGUCGGCAGAGCGGACCUUUCCUCGAGCCCGCGGCUUGUCGGACCAGACCCCGCGGUGUGCGUGUGGUGCUCCUUGUCUCGAGAUCCGUCGAUGACGUCUGUGACUUCUCGGGAUACCCUCGGGGAUUCGUCAUCUCACCACGAACGAGGUGGAGCACGGGCGGCUGCGAAAGAAAAGAAGUAUUCGGAGCUGUCGAUCUUGGAGUCCGCUUCCUCGAGCCUCCUUCCGGCCUCUCUCUCUCUCUCUCUCGACUCGGCGUCUCGAUGACAGUCGUCGGAAACUACUCGCAUGUCUCGCAUCCGUCCGUCCGUUCGCACGUGCUAACCGUCACUACGGCGACGACGAUAUAGAACGCCGGCCGACCGAUCUCUCGUUAUCGUUACGCUGUCACGUUACCGAAGGCCGAACAACGUGAGCGCACACGGUGCGACGCGUCUAACACGACGGCGACGCGGGAAUCCGGCGUGCAGAUAAAUCCUGGCCCGGCUAUCGUUUGUUUACGGCAAUCGUGUCGUUCAUCCCCUUUGGGAUACCCAUGCGAUCGUCGCCUGAUUGCGUCGUGCGCGCGCGAAUAAGAGAUCAGCGAGAGGAAGAGCGGCGAGGCGAGGGCACGGCCGAUUGGGAGCACGAGAACGAUUAGAGAGCUUGGCCGAUAAAAAGCGAGAGAUAAGGAGGAGAAAUUGGCGCCCAAAUAAAUCGGAUCCCGGUCGUGUUUUUUUUUGUUUUCUUUUUGUUUUCUAAGUUCAGUCUCCGACCUGUUUCUGGUGAUCAAAUGGUGGAGCGCAAGCAUCAACGGCGCACCAUGGAGGACAGCGUUCAGGGGAAUGCCGUCCUCGAGGAGAUCUUCUACGUGACGUCGAAGCGGAACACGUACUACAAGGUGAAGCUGACGGAGAAGGGCCUGAGCCUGCAGAAGGAGCACAACGGCGCCGCGAAGAUCGAGACGAUCGCCCUGGGCGACAUAAUCGGCUGCCGAUGCAUGCGGUCCAAGCGCAGGAACGCGGGCAGCUGCGCCUGCCGACCGGGCGCGUCCAAGUCGCAGAUGAAGCUGGUGGAGUCGGCCGAGCUCUACCAGCAGUGCGACGACCUCGACACGUCGGCGUACCUGUACAUAUACGCGUACACGCUGAAGAAGACGCGCAUGAAGGUCACGCUGAGGCGCGAACGCACGACCAUCACCCUGCGCUUCCGCAGUUUCGACAAGUACGAGGACAAUUUACGGGAGGCGAGUAGGUGGCGGCUGGCGAUCAAGUGCCUGGUCGCCAACGUGCCGGUGCCGAGGAAUCUGAUGAGCCCGAGCCACGGGAACUUGGAGACGCUAGUCGGAGCAUGCCCGGGCGAAAGUCGGAAGCUCCUGGUGCUGUGUAAUCCGAAAUCGGGACCCGGCAGGGGCAGGGAAACCUUCCAGAAAAGGAUCCACCCGAUCUUGUCGGAAGCGGAGAGAUCCUACGAGAUUCACAUUACCAAGUGCCCCAAUUACGCCCGCGAGUUCGUGCGCACGAGGGAUAUCUAUCAGUGGAGCGGGCUGCUGAUGGUCGGCGGCGACGGGAUUGUCUUCGAGGUGUUGAACGGAAUUUUCCAGAGGCCCGAUUGGGAGAAGGCUCUGCAGGAAUUGCCGCUCGGGGUGAUACCGUGCGGCUCCGGCAACGGCUUGGCAAAGUCCAUCGCCCAUGCCAAGAAAGAACCGUACGAUCGCAAUCCCCUACUUAUCAGCGCGCUAUCGGCGGUCAAGUGCAAAAAGACGUCGAUGGACAUCGUGCGCGUAGAGACCAGGAGUAAGAUCCUUUUCUCAUUUCUAUCGGUGGGCUGGGGCCUGCUCUCUGACAUUGACAUCGAAAGCGAACGGCUGCGUCCCAUCGGGGGCCAAAGAUUCACCGUGUGGAGCGUGGCGCGCCUAAUAGGAUUGAGAACGUACAAGGGUAAAGUGUCGUAUUUACCUUGCAACAAGGUCCCGCCGGCGGAGAGUAUGGAAAACGGCAAUAUAUAUCACAAGGAUUACGUCACGAGUAGAACGGAGAACAUACUGUCGCAUUCGAGGAGCUACGGCGACGAAUUGGACAGGUGUAGUGGCGAGCUUGAUUCAGACUCGAAAGGCUUCUACAACACUUUCGGUGAAUCAUCCAACGAUUUGAAUGGUUGCGACGAUAAUGACGUGAUAACUGAGAAUCUGGCUCUCGAGACGGAAAACGAGAGGAGGCACAGACUUGACAGCUUCUACUCCGCAACAUCGGCGAAGUCAACUUAUUUCAGCACAGGUUCCGCCUCGAGUUAUCACAGUAUGGAAGACGACGAUAGCACAGAGAUUGGUGCAGAAAGCAUCUGUAACAAUCAAGUUAUGUAUGGGCCGUCGUCCACACUUCCGGCACUAACAACGCAACUCUCAAAUUGCUGGACAACGGUUCAAGGAGAAUUUAUAAUGGUGCAUGCAGCUUAUCAAACGCAUUUAGGACAAGACUAUUUUUUUGCGCCACGUGCUACAUUAGCCGAUGGAAUUAUUUGGCUUUUAAUAGUUAAAGCCGGUAUUACACGGGCCAACUUAGUACAAUUUUUAUUAGGUCUAAGUAGCGGGACUCAUGUGACUUGCCCGGGCGUUGAUAUGAUACCUGUGAAGGCAUUUCGGAUAGAACCUGAAAUGGAGGGAACGAGCGGACAUAUAACCGUGGACGGCGAAGAAGUCGAUUACGGUCCGCUGCAGGCUGAGAUAUUCCCUUCCCUGGCAUCGGUGAUGAUACCCUGACAUAAACGACGAUUCUUAUACAUUUAAUUGGUGAUAUCAACAAUCAAAUAAUGUUCGGAUAUAAUCCGACCAGGGGAUUCGUUCUAGGCUAGCUUAGAGAGUAAACUAGUUGUAAUAGUAACACCAAACUGUUAAUAUGUAUUAAUAUCUAUAUGAAGGUAUUUCGGAUUGUAAAACUUUUAAAUCGACAAUCUACGUAGGCUGUUUAAACAUUUCAAUCUGUUACCUUGCGAUGCGCUCACUCAGGAGGAAGAGUUUUCGUUCUCCUCUUCGUAAUGGGGAUGUGUGGAUAGAUAAAUAUAUACAUAAAAUUAUUUAUUAACCUAGAGUUGGACGGGUUAAAUCUGUUGCAUCUUAAAUAGAUACAUUUAGCCAUUUUGUAAAGUUUUUCUAUCAGUUUGUACAGUGUAUCUAUACAUGCAACAUAUAAUGAUAUUAUUUGUGCUCACUACUGUAAACUGUAAUAUUACGCGUAAGAUGCUAUAUUUUGUUACCAUGUAAAUAAUGAAUUGUUUCUUUUUUACAUAUAUAAAUAUUUUGCGAUGCUAAUCAAAUGCAUUAGAAAAUUGUAAACUUUAUUAUCACAUUUUUAAUACGUUUGCGUCUUACAUCACUAAUGCACAAUAAAAUGAUGCUGCAAUGAUGUUUAUGAUUUGAUAUGGUGCGAUAAAUGAAAUAUGUAUUUUAACGAUAAGUAACAUGCCGCAACAGUCGGUUUGAUUACACACCAUCUGUUUUAUUACUCUCAUUUUCCAUGUAAAAAGAUAAAGAACAAUAUACAUACUGAGACGGGAAUUGUGUGAAUUGUAAAGUCACAGUGUGACAUUAAUUACGUAUGAUACGUAUAUCAUACUUAAAUUACUAAAUUGCAAUUAUUAAGAUUUAAUCGAUUCUCCUAAUUGAAUUUCUCCC
Molecule: messenger RNA, 3905 nt
Organism: Wasmannia auropunctata (little fire ant)
Lineage: Eukaryota; Metazoa; Arthropoda; Insecta; Hymenoptera; Formicidae
Gene: Sk2
Product: sphingosine kinase 2
Exons: 7
Coding region: 1029-2993 (654 amino acids)
Biological process (GO): sphingosine biosynthetic process
Cellular component (GO): intracellular membrane-bounded organelle; membrane; cytoplasm
Source: RefSeq, a predicted model, not a curated record